Molecule: messenger RNA, 1935 nt
Organism: Penicillium manginii
Lineage: Eukaryota; Fungi; Ascomycota; Eurotiomycetes; Eurotiales; Aspergillaceae
Exons: 2
Coding region: 1-1935 (644 amino acids)
Source: RefSeq, a predicted model, not a curated record
AUGCCAUCCGCAUUCAGAUCUUCCCGCUCCGGGCGACAACUAGAUAGCGCCAGUCGCUCUAGAAGCGCAAUCGACCAUGAUGUCUUCGAGGGUUUGCCCGUCCGCCGCUGGUCGCGCCAAAUACAAACUACCUCUCAAGCGCCCAAGACCGAAGAGUCCGAUUUCAACGUCCAGGGCCCUGGAGGAACCCCGGCGCUCCCAGAGCUAGCCAUGCCACGCGACAGUCAACUUUUACCUGCCGCCAGCCGCGCCCUCCUUAGAGCCGCCCGCGCAGGCUGCAUCUAUGUUCGCCAGAGCGGCCGAGCUACAAAGGAGGAGGAACAAAACGCCGCCGCGGCAGAGGAUCAAGCAAACGCCAACGCGCAUAUGGCCGACCGCAGCUUCACCAGCCGCAAGUGGGCGAAUCACCCGAAGAACUUGGACCCUCCAGAGCUCGAAUUCUUGGCGAAGCGUCGCCCAGGUCUUCCGUCCCUUUAUGGUGGUCCUGUUAGUUUGGAUGGAAGCUCUGGUGUGACCCCGGGCCCGAUGCGACGAACCAAGUUCCAAAAAGUAGACCCUGUGACAGGCAGCAUCUCGAUUUACGAAGCUUGGGUCCCUGAAGGACACCGCAUUGAGGGCGAGGUCACUGGGGAUAUUCAAACUAUUGUGGCACAAAGCGAGGUGCCAGUCAAGCCCGAGGCACCUGCCCCGGGCACACUCGUGGAAGGUGUUGGAAUCGUCAAUUCAGAAGGUGUUGUGGUUGCGGAGGCUAGCUCUGCUGCAGUUGUCAAUCCCAACAAGCGACGACCGCCUCCUCCCAAGCGCAAGGGCAAGGGUACUGGCAAGGGCCGAAAAAAGAAGGUCAUGUUCGCCCCGGGCGAGGGUGCCGAUGCUGCUACAGUGCAUGGCGUGGCUCCCAGCGCCGGGGGUGGCAUCGAUGGCGCCAAGGUUGGUCAGGAUGGCUUACCUAUUCCGGCUAGUCAGGAUGGCCAAGAUGAUGAUGACGACGAAGGUGAUGACGGUGAUGAGAGCGAUGAGGGUGAUGAGUCUAUGCUUGACGCAAAGACGCCAGAAACUCCUUUGCCGCAGUCCUUUGACGAAUCUACCGAACAACAAUCAACCAGUACUCCCGCUGAUCAAGAUAAGGAUGUCGAGAUGGAUGAUGCUGUUCCCGAGCCACAACCCCCUGUCUCGGAGCCCUUAUCUGCUGGCUCUCUACCUCCAACCCCUGCUGUUCCUCAAGAUGGUGCUGCUGAACAAGAAGCUGAGGUAUCUCUAUCUGCAACAUCUGCCGCUCUUCCUGGGCAGACUGGAGAUUACACAUCCGAGACUAAGGAAUUGAUCGAGCCUUCCAAAGAGGCUUCGCCUCCAAAGGAGCCUAUUGCGGCCACCACUGAUAUCGAUAUCAACACAAAGGAAUCAGAGGAGAUAGUACAAAAAGAGGAUUCACUUGAGCCACCAUCCACUUCUCUUGCUGCCGCGGAAGAUGAGAAAUUCUCCCCCGCAGCUGAGAAACAAAGUCCUGUUGUCGCAGCAAACGAAAUCCAAAUACAGUCCCAGCCAGUCAAGCCUGAGGAGAAUACACCUAUCCUUUCUUCCCCCACUCCAGAAGUGACGCCUUCGGUUCCCGUACCUUCUGAGGAAUUGCCAACGCAGAAAGAGUCGGAAAAUGGCUCUGAAGAAACACCCCAACCUCCAGCCAACAACCAGACUCCCGAACAACCGGAAACUUUGCCGAAUGUGCAGGAAGAAAAUGAGCCUGUCACCACCGAAAUCAGUCAGGAUCCCGUGCUGGAACAGAAAGAUACCGAUAUGGCUGAUGCGCCUAACCCCGCUGCAACAGAACCCGCCGAGCCUUCAGAAAAGUCGGCCUCUCCUCCCGUGCCACAAACGAUUCAUGAACCAGAAUCGAUUGUUGAGCCUACCCCUUACCCCUACCCCUCCACCCACAGAUGA